AUGGAGGCCCUCUCUCCGCGCACAACGAACCAGAUGAUCAAGCCAAAGCUUGCUAUGGAUCGUAAAGCGUUUGAUAAAAAUGCUGCGCUGCCGAGUAGCAAACAAAAGCUUGCGACAUCCAAGAGCUACGCCGAUCCGCCGCCGUCAAUAAUCUCAGAGCCGGAAGAUGGUGGGGAGCGAUAUUCGAUAGGUGCAUUCUUGGGAAAAGGCGGCUUUGCUGUUUGUUAUGAGGGUGCGUUGGCUCGCAAUGGACGGGUGUACGCCAUGAAGGUCGUCAAGUCAGCGAUGCCCCAGAAAAAGAUGGAGGAGAAGUUUCGAACCGAACUUCAGAUCCACUCGAAAAUGCGCCAUCCUUUCAUCGUUCAGUUUUACCGCGCAUUUGCAUUCGAAUCCAGCACCUAUGUCGUCCUUGAGUUAUGUCCAAAUGGGUCGGUGAUGGAUAUGUUUCGGAAAAGACGCUGCUUCAGCUUGCCUGAAGUCCGCCGGUAUAUGAUUCAGCUUUGCGCAGCGGUGAAAUACCUACACAAACGUUUUGUCGCUCAUCGUGACCUGAAGAUGGGAAACCUGUUUCUUGAUCACAACAUGAACAUCAAGGUUGGGGAUUUUGGUCUGGCGGCUAUGAUUUUGUCCGACAAGGACGCCAAGAGACGAAAUACGCUAUGCGGCACGCCCAACUAUAUUGCUCCCGAAGUUUUGGAUAAGAGCAAAGGUGGCCAUACGCAGAAAGUUGACAUUUGGUCCGUGGGUGUGAUACUGUUUGCUAUGCUUGCCGGAUACUUACCAUUCCAAUCUAAAACGCAAGAUGAGGUUUACAAGAAAGUCCAGAAUUUGACUUAUGUCUGGCCCAAGGAAUCAGACUCCAGCAACUACAUCCCCGAGGAAGCAAAAGACUUAGUCAGUCGUUGUUUGAACCUAGUGGACGAAGAGAGACCAGACCCAGACGACAUUGUUGAACACCCAUUCUUCAACAUGUAUGAUGGUUGUAUUCCUCGUCAGCUGGACCCCUCCUGCCGAUUCAACAAGCCAAUAUGGCUCAAGGACGCCUCACCUCAAGGAGACUGUGUGGUAAGUGGAUACGGCUUGGACUCGGAUGAGAAGCUCCGCGCAUAUGUGUACCAGGUGGACGACCCCGCCCAGCGAUAUUAUUCCUGCAAAGCUGCCUUCUAUUCACUCUGCGGCGUGGGACGCAAGCCUGACGGUACGGCUCGGAAAUCUGUAGGGAGAAACUGCUCAAAGUCGGCCUUUUCUGAAUGUGAUGUGGAGGACUCUAGAGGUCUACGACCUGUCAUCCCCCUGUCCCCAGACUAUGUUUACCGAUGGCCCCAUGACAACGAAGGAGACUGGUGUCUUUUGGAGAGUUCCCGAAGGGUAAUCCGCAGCGAGGAGUCAAUGCUUAGCAGCAGUACUAUGUCUCAGCGAAGUGCUUCCAUUCGUCCCAACCCCAUGGCAGCAUCACGGACCAAUGUGGCCCUUGCCGCUGCUCAACAGCGCCGAAUGGAAGGACAGAGCCAUGCAGCAACGUUGCGUCAGCAAGCUCGAGUCCCUCCUAUCUCUCCCCGGAGGGCACCUGGAAUCAGCGACGCCGCUGCUUUACACUCCAGGCCAUAUCGAGAUAUCCCACAAGCCGAGUCAAAACCUCCUUCUGCAGCGGACGUACCAAUCGGAGGCUUGGCAGAUCGUCCUAUCCGGACACGAAGAAUGGCAUCUGCAUCACAAGCAACCACGCUACGUAGCAAGGAUAUUGAUAUUGUCCCAACAUUAGCCAAAUCCACAAGCAUGCCAGCAGGCUUGACUGUAGGCAAAACACGCUCUCAGUCUCGCAGAUUGGCAGCCGCUGACCCUGAGUUGAUGCAGCCUUCCAUCCCAACCAGAGAACGGCAAUCAACUACCAGGCCGGAAGAGCGAAAGGUGACCACCCGUCAGACAUCUUUACGGUCUACAUCCAGAGCAGAUCUCAACGCUAGUGUCGGACGAGACGAAAGGCGGAGAGACAGCCCUAUCGAAGAGUCCGCUCGAUCUUCACUGGCACAGUCUAAGUUUUCCGGCGAAUCUAAUGGACUAGGUCGAUCAGAUCCCAAUGGUAUCGCUCGAUCUAACAGCAAGACAGCUGGUGGCAGGGCACGAUCUAGCUUGGGGCUAAGUCCUUUGUUCCACAUGGAAGAUGCAUGCAAGCUUUUGCCCAGAACUUCGUUGACCGAAGUCAACACCGACUUGCGUCUUAUGCUGACCAACCUGGUCAACCAUGCACCGACUAGGCGCAGAGGGGGAGCACGAAAACAGCCUCAUGCCUAUGUCAUCAAAUGGGUUGACUACACCAACCGUUACGGUAUUGGGUAUGUUCUGGACGAUGGGAGUGUUGGAUGUGUUUUCAAAGGAGAAAAUGGACAGCCGGCAACGAGUGUUGUGGUACGAGAUGGCGAGAGACACAUCCGUCGGAAAGCGCGUAGCGUCGCGGACGGCAAACAGCAACCGAUUUACUACUCAGAAGCUGAUCAAUUAGUUCCUCGCACUGGAAACGCGGUCGAGUUCUAUGAGAAUCGUGACGAUGACUUGCUAGGUUGUCGUGGCAUCCGACGAGCAUUGAUCCCUCCAUCACUCUUCGAUGUCAUGACCUCCAAAGCAAUGAGGAUUCGCUCCAACACAGGAACCGAAUUCGAACGAGCGGAUGCAGAGAAAAUAAAGCGGAUGAAACUUGUGGAUCAGUUCGGUAAAUACAUGAUCGGAGCACUUGGUCGACAUGGUGACGAAGGCAUUAUGGACGAAGACCUGCCUGAACACAACAGUGCCCAGUUUGUCAAAUUUUAUCAGCGCCUGGGUAAUGUUGGCAUCUGGGGUUUCGGAGACGGAGCCUUCCAGUUCAACUUCCCGGACCACACAAAGCUAGUGAUCUCACCCGGCCGUACCCGUAGCUCAUCCCCCUGGAUUGACUUCUACCACCUCUCAUCCUCCGCCGCUCGAUUCUUCACCGCAAAAGGCAAGAUGCAUCCGGCAGGGUUCGACACUCGAGCUGUGGCUUCCGACGAGGCUGCCACUUUCCUCAGCAUCGCGAACGGAGACUCCAUCAAUUCGACCGAAGACCGGAUCCGCGAUAUUCUCGACGCGAAUGCCUUCAUUCAGAAAAUUGCCUUCAUUAAAGAUACCCUCAGAGUUUGGAUUAAGUUUGGCCGACUCGGGGGUCGUCCGCCCUCAAUCGACUCUUCUGAAGAAUCCAUGCCCGACGAAGCGUUCUGGCAUGGAACGCAGGAGCGUUCGCAACCCAAUAGCCCUGGGACGAAGUUUGUCUGGGUGACUGUCGGAGCACCAGAUGGCGAUGGUCACUAUCGCUCUAUGAUGCUCAAAGAUAGUGAUCGGGAGCUAGGAGAAACGCGCGCUGCAAUGGAAUACGACAAAGACAUGGACCUAAUCAAGGACCGGCUACGUGCACUUGGUCGCUGA
Penicillium coprophilum is the source of this 3435-nucleotide messenger RNA. Its product is annotated as CDC5/polo family serine/threonine-protein kinase. Gene Ontology annotation, biological process: mitotic cell cycle; protein phosphorylation; regulation of protein localization to mitotic spindle pole body. Gene Ontology annotation, molecular function: protein kinase activity; ATP binding; protein binding. Gene Ontology annotation, cellular component: spindle pole; spindle pole body; centrosome. The transcript is spliced from 3 exons. The coding region runs from base 1 to 3435 and encodes 1144 amino acids. The record is from RefSeq and is a predicted model, not a curated record. Lineage: Eukaryota; Fungi; Ascomycota; Eurotiomycetes; Eurotiales; Aspergillaceae.